This is a messenger RNA of Aspergillus nidulans FGSC A4, 894 nucleotides long. RefSeq lists its product as uncharacterized. NCBI's taxonomy places the organism in Eukaryota, Fungi, Ascomycota, Eurotiomycetes, Eurotiales, Aspergillaceae. Bases 1 to 894 code for a protein of 297 amino acids. The record is from RefSeq and is a predicted model, not a curated record. The transcript has 5 exons.
AUGUCACUCACAACGCCCUUUAUCCCCCCUCCAGACUGCAGUAUCCAAGACCUUACGACAAUCACAACAACCUCGCACUCCACCACAGAAAUAGUCCCAGUCCUCAUCUCCGACCCUGCAGACCCGCGCUUCACAGAAUGCCAACCCUCCAACUGGGCCUCGGCCCCCUCAUCCAGCCGCUUCUCCUACAGUCCAUCCGUAUGUCCCAGUGACUGGCUGGCAUGGUCGAUCGCAACAACCGAGCUCCAAGGCGAGACUGUCACUACUGCGUGGUGCUGCCAUACCGGCUACACUCUGGAACCCUACCCAGCCUACACUUUCCCCUACAUGACCCAACCCUGCAUCCGCACCAUCUUCCUAGACCCAACCCCAUCAUCGACAAUAACAGCAACCCUCUCCCACGGCACUGGCCCAACUACCCCCUUCACAUCCGGCAUAGCCCUCCACGCGCCCUGGUACAUCACCUGGAAAGAAAGCGACCGCGCGCUCCUCUUUCCGCAGCCCCCUAUCCUCAGCGCCUCAGAGACAAUCCGGUACUGGGUCCCCGGGGAGGCGGUCGACGAUUUGAAUACGAAUGUGGCCGAGGACGAGGGUGGAAUGGACGAGAGGACGGUUUUGAGACUCGGCUUGGGGAUUGGGCUUGGUGGAGGGUUUCUUCUUGUUGCUGGGGUUGCCCAGGUUGCAGCUCGGUUAGUCAUUAUUUAUUCCCGGGUGAUCCGUGAAACUCCCAAAAUUUCGAACGCGUCAACCAGCCUCCAUCUUCAAACAACUAUCAUGCCACGAAAGGCGCGUAAAACGCGCCAGGAACUGAGAGAGCAAGAGGAAAAAUUCGCACAGUUCAGGAAGCUAGCCGCAUUUAUAAUGUGCCUCCUUAAACCCUACGUGAUCGGAUGA